Messenger RNA from Funneliformis caledonium, 1374 nucleotides. The record is from the annotation of a GenBank genome assembly. Lineage: Eukaryota; Fungi; Glomeromycota; Glomeromycetes; Glomerales; Glomeraceae.
AUGGUAUCUUUUAAACCGUCUAGAAAUAUACUCGUCAAUUUCCUUAACCUGGUUGCAACGUCGUUAGUUUUCGUUUCAAUACAAAGUUCGCAUGCUAUCACACCCCGAUCGGGUCACGACUCUGUGCUAUUAAACAACAAAUUAUAUGUUUUUGGCGGGAAGGUAGGCGAAACGAGUAGUGCUAUUGAUCUUGCAGAGAAUUCAAAUGAACUUCUCAUUCUCGAUACGAAGAUACCUUUUUCGGCAUCGAGCCCUGCAUGGACAAUUAAUACUGUAGGCCCAAGAGUUGCUUACCAUACACUUAGUAUAGGUGGACCACAUAAUGAACUUUUAGUUUUGUAUGGUGGUGAUUAUGCUGACCGUGAUGAUAAUCCAUUAUUUUAUUAUAAUACUUCGGAUCCAUAUCCUGAAUGGAUUAAAGCCAACCAAAGUUUAGGGUUGCAACGGAUACAGCACACCGCUGUUACAAGAUUAAGUGAUUCCAUGAAUUACUUUUUUGGCGGCAUACCUGACAUUUUAAACCCAGAUGAUCCAGCAAUAGUUCAAUUACAAGACUUAUUUAAUUUGGAUACCAGGAAAAACAUUUGGAAUAUUUUAAGUUUAGAUCCAAAGACGCCAUCAGGAAGGUAUCAACAUACCGCAACAAUUUUUUCAGAUGGGAAAAUGUAUUUAACUGGAGGUGUUACCAAAAAUGAUAAAAAUUUGACGGAUGAAAUGUUGGCAGACAUGAAUCAAAUUUACGUUUAUGAUACAAUGAAUGCGAGAUGGGAUGUUCAGGUUGCUAUUGGUAACAUGCCAUUACCACGAAGAGAGCAUGCCGCAGCAGGAACGCGUGACGGUAGAUUGAUUAUCCAUGGUGGUGUCAGUCGAGACUAUAAUACAUUUUAUGAUGAUAUCGCGGUUUUGGAUAUAUCAAAACUACCUUACACUUGGACCGUUGUUGAAGCAAAAGGCACAAAACCUAAAGCAAGGUAUUCUCAUACUGCUACGAUGGUUGGAACUAAUAUGUUGGUUUUAUUCGGCGUAACCGGUUACGCAACAGUAAAUGGAUUAGGUCGCGCUGUCGCAGAUAAUUAUACCUAUAUCCUUGAUCAAUACAACCCAGAAAAUUUGGAAUUUACUGAUACAGCUCCUUCUAGCAACACCCAUUCUAACGUUGGUCUUCCCAAUAACGCAAUUUCAACAAAUAUGAUGCAUAAAGCUCCAAUUGCAUUAAUAGUUGGUUUAACGUUAGGAUCAAUAGUGUUCCUUUCGUUGAUAGGUGGUGGUUUAUUUUGGUUUUAUCGCAAACGAAAACAAGAUUACUCUCAUAAAGUGUAUAAUACGGGUACAUUUAAUAAAGAGCAAAUGUCAAAUCAAGUCAUAUUGACUUGA